Molecule: messenger RNA, 4818 nt
Organism: Prionailurus viverrinus (fishing cat)
Lineage: Eukaryota; Metazoa; Chordata; Mammalia; Carnivora; Felidae
Gene: AVIL
Product: advillin
Exons: 20
Coding region: 1797-4247 (816 amino acids)
Biological process (GO): actin polymerization or depolymerization; barbed-end actin filament capping; actin filament severing
Cellular component (GO): actin cytoskeleton; cytoplasm
Molecular function (GO): phosphatidylinositol-4,5-bisphosphate binding; actin filament binding
Source: RefSeq, a predicted model, not a curated record
CUACUGAGCAAGGAAGAAACGAAGGGAAGAGGAGAUCGACAUUUCUGUGCCUUUGUCUUCUUGGAUGAGGCUUUUAAAGGAUUAAACCAGGAGUUUGUAACGAGUUGUGCAAACUUCCUGCUGCGAAGUUAAGGCCCUUGUUAGAAACCACUGAACAGAUAGAGCACUGUUUUCAAAAGCUGGGAAGUGUGGAGACUACCCCUUUCACACGUCUCUUGGAAAGGCGGCUUGGAAAGGCGGCGUGGGCCAAGGCGGAGGUUAGAACUGCUUCCUCUGCUUGGGCGCCGUUCACAGGGGGAUCUGUGAGAGUUAAGGGCCGCUGGCUUUUAGCCUGGGCCUCCAAAACUGCACCCCACCCCAAGGGUUUCUGCAGGGGCCUCAAAAGUCCUGAAUUAAUAAGGACUUGGAGAAGAGGGAGGGAGAGAUUGAGCUUUGGGGGACUUUGAUGCCACAGCUGCCAUCAACUUUUCUGGGUGUCCCAGGGAGGCAGGAAGUCCCUUCCUUGAGCAUGUCCUCUCCUUAAGUGGGGGGACCUUGGCCCAGUGAGCUCCUUCCCUGUUGCUAAGUCCCUGCUGGGAAAUGGGACUGCUUUUGGCCUCUCAGACUCACAGCCCUGAUGAAUGCCGAUUCUACCAGGUGGAAGCUUGACUAUUUUCAACGAAUGAAUUCACUGGCCCUUGUCCCCGUCCCCUAUUUGGGUCAUGGCGUUUGCCUUUAAUGAAUGAAAUCUAGGGUCUGAAGAGAACUUGAACAAAUAUUUCCUGGCAGUUCUGAGCAGCACCAGGUAGGGUGGGGCAGCACAAGUUAUCCAAUGAAAUCCUCAGACGCCGGCUGCUCCGGGUCUGUGCCCUGCUUUAGUCUCGCUCCAGCAGUACACAAAGGGAGUCUGGGUUUUUUGUUGUUUUUUGUUUUUGUUUCUUUUGCGCUUUUUGCCAAAGUCCACACACUACAUAAUGGCACGAGCUCUCCAAACCUGGCUUCAUCCACCAAGGCUCAAGGAUAGAAUGGGCAGACAUGCUCUUAACAAGCACAGUAUGCCUCCAAGUAGCAAAACUCCAUACGGCCCUUUCUGGGUGGGUUGUUUUCAUGUUUUGUUUUUUGUUUCUGUUUUUAUUUUGUUGGUUUUUUUUUUUGUUUGUUUUGGUUUUGGUUUGGUUUAUUUGCUUCUGUAAAUCCAUCAAGCACAUCUUUUUUCCUUUGCCUCUUGAGAGCAUUCAUCAGUUAUCCGUAUCGGAAUGCAAGCUCCUUGAGAGCAAGAACCAGACAACAGGCAGGCAUUUUAUUUAUACAAAGCCCCUACGUGACCAUGCAUGUGUGUAAGUACUUGAUAACCCUGGACACGCCCUGAAUACAGAUGGUGGGGCACCGGACUUCUCUUCACCACUUCCUCCCUCUCCCCACCCUGCCUCGUGGGCAGCCACUGAACCACUGGCUCCUGUUGGUCUGUGUGACAGGGGGAAGGAGAGCAUCAGCCCCCAGGAAGACCUGGCCACCCAGCCUUUCCCUGCUGGCUCCCUGAACUCUGUCCCCCCUCUCCCCGCCCAGGCUCUGCCAUUUUACUUUCCCUCUUCUUCGAGGCCCAGGGAACAUAUUAGUCAUCAGACAAAAAGCAAGACAAGCUGUUCAAGUUUUAGGAUAGUUUACUUAGAAAAGUCUGGAAAGUAAAAGCCCAAUGAGAAAGAGAGUUGACCCUGCAGAGGACCUGGCAAGCAGGACCUCUGGAAAGAGCUGGAAGGAAUGAGUGAGAGAAGGCAGCCCAGCUUGGAAAUAUUCCGACCCUUGCGAAGACCAGCACCAUGUCUCUGAGCAGCGCCUUCAGGGCCGUGGGCAACGAGCCUGGGAUCAUCACCUGGCGGAUCGAGAAACUGGAGCUGGCGCUGGUGCCCCUGAGUGCCCAUGGCAACUUCUAUGAGGGGGACUGCUACGUCAUCCUCUCGACACGAAGAGUGGGCAGCCUCCUCUCCCAGGACAUCCACUUCUGGAUCGGGAAGGACUCCUCCCAGGAUGAGCAGAGCUGCGCGGCCAUCUACACUACACAGCUGGACGACUACCUGGGAGGCAGCCCCGUGCAGCACCGAGAGGUCCAGUACCAUGAGUCUGACACCUUCCACGGCUACUUCAAGCAGGGCAUCGUCUACAAGAAGGGGGGUGUGGCCUCCGGGAUGAAGCAUGUGGAGACCAACACCUAUGACGUGAAGCGGCUGCUACACGUGAAGGGGAAAAGAAACAUCAGAGCCACCGAGGUGGAAAUGAGCUGGGACAGUUUUAACCAAGGUGAUGUCUUCUUGCUGGACCUUGGGAAGGUCAUCAUCCAAUGGAAUGGCCCAGAGAGCAACAGUGGAGAGCGCCUGAAGGCUAUGCUUCUGGCAAAGGAUAUUCGGGACAGAGAACGAGGGGGCCGUGCUGAAAUAGGUGUGAUCGAGGGAGACAAGGAGGCAGCGAGUCCGGAGCUGAUGAAGGUCCUUCAGGACACCCUCGGCCAACGCUCCGUUAUCAAGCCUGCAGUCCCCGAUGAGAUCAUAGAUCAGCAGCAGAAAUCAAACAUCAUGUUGUAUCAUGUCUCAGACUCAGCUGGGCAGCUGGCGGUCACAGAGGUAGCAACAAGACCACUGGUCCAGGACUUACUGAACCAUGAUGACUGCUACAUCUUAGACCAAAGUGGGACCAAGAUCUACGUGUGGAAAGGAAGAGGGGCCACAAAGAUUGAGAAACAGACAGCCAUGUCUAAAGCCCUGAGCUUCAUCCAGAUGAAGGGCUACCCCAGCAGCACCAACGUGGAGACCGUCAACGACGGUGCCGAGUCGGCCAUGUUUAAGCAGUUGUUCCAGAAGUGGUCAGUGAAGGACCAGACCACCGGCCUGGGGAAAACAUUUGGCAUUGGCAAAAUCGCUAAAGUUUUCCAGGAGAAAUUUGAUGUGACCCUGCUGCACGCCAAGCCGGAGGUGGCUGCCCAGGAAAGAAUGGUCGAUGAUGGCAAUGGAAAAGUUGAGGUCUGGAGAAUUGAAAACCUGGAGCUGGUCCCUGUGGAGCAUCAGUGGUAUGGCUUCUUUUAUGGGGGAGACUGCUAUCUGGUCCUCUACACGUACGAGGUGAAUGGGAAGCCACAUUACGUCUUGUACAUCUGGCAGGGCCGCCACGCCUCAAAGGAUGAGCUGGCAGCCUCAGCAUACCAGGCCGUGGAGGUGGAUCAGGAGUUUGCUGGGGCCCCUGUGCAGGUUCGAGUUACCAUGGGGAAGGAGCCACGCCACUUCAUGGCCAUCUUCAAAGGGAAGCUCGUUAUCUUUGAGGGUGGGACUUCCAGAAAGGGAAACGCUGAGCCCGACCCUCCAGUGAGGCUCUUCCAGAUUCAAGGAAAUGACAAAUCCAACACCAAAGCAGUGGAGGUUCCAGCCUUGGCCUCCUCCCUAAACUCCAAUGAUGUCUUUCUGCUGCGGGCCCAAGCAGAACACUACCUGUGGUACGGCAAGGGGUCUAGUGGGGAUGAGCGGGCAAUGGCCAAGGAGCUGGCCGGCCUUCUCUGCGAGGGCACCGAGGACACUGUGGCCGAGGGCCAGGAGCCGGCUGAGUUCUGGGACCUGCUGGGAGGCAAGACUGCCUACGCCAAUGACAAAAGACUACAGCAGGAAAUCCUAGACGCGCAGCCCCGUCUCUUUGAGUGUUCCAAUAAGACAGGGCGGUUCGUUGUCACUGAGAUCACAGACUUCACCCAGGAUGACCUGAACCCAGGUGAUGUGAUGCUCCUGGAUACCUGGGACCAGGUAUUCUUGUGGAUCGGGGCUGAGGCCAAUGCCACAGAGAGGGAGAGAGCCCUCACGAUGGCCGCGGAGUACCUGCACACUCACCCCAGUGGCCGAGACGCUGACACACCGAUCCUGAUCAUUAAACAGGGGUUUGAGCCUCCCACCUUCACAGGAUGGUUCUUGGCCUGGGACUCGCAUAUGUGGAGUGCAGGGAAAUCGUAUGAACAGUUAAAAGAAGAGCUGGGAGACACUGCUGCUAUCACAAGAAUCACCGCGGACAUGAGGAAUGCAACCCUCUCCCUGAAUUCUGAGCCAAAAUACUACCCUAUAGAAGUUCUGUUGAAAAAUCAAAAUCAGGAGCUGCCCGAGGAUGUGAACCCUGCCAAAAAGGAGAAUUACCUCUCUGAACAGGACUUUAUUUCUGUGUUUGGCAUCACAAGAGGGCAAUUUGCUGCUCUGCCUGGCUGGAAGCAGCUCCAAAUGAAGAAAGAAAAGGGGCUUUUCUAAGGCAAGAAGCUAUAUGCCUACUGCAAGACCACAGAAGAGAGCAGAGCGUGCCAAUAUCAGGAAAAGAAUUUACCUGCCAAUUUUUGCCUAAUAGCCAGCUCCUUAAGUCAGAUGCAAAUCACAGCAUGUUCUCCAUUUUUCUCAUCCCUGCAUUCCUUGUUAUAUACCUAAAAUGUUAAAUACUCAGUUUUCAAUUUUUGUGGCCUUCCGGCGUCCCAGCAGAAAGCACUAAACCUGCAUCACGAAUCCACUGAAGUCAAAGUAAGAGAAAAAAAAAAAACGAAGUUUAAAGCGUUUAAUAAUGGGGCAAGGAUGCACAUUGGUUUUAAAUGUUAAGAUCAAGGGGCACCUGGGUGGCUCAGACGGUUAAGUUAAGCGUCAGAUUCUUGAUUUCAGCUCAGGUCAUGAUCUCAUAGUUUGUGAGCUGGAGCCCAAAGUCGGGCUCUGUGCUGACAGCGUGGAGCCUGCUUAGAAUUCUCUCUCUCCCUGUCUACCCCUUCCUCCCUCGCUUGUGGGUGCUCUAAUAAGUAAACUUUAAAAUAAAUAAAUUUUAAGAUCCAUGUUUCCGAAA